CCGUGUAUUUUGGUGCUCUGGUUUUCUGACGGCACCCUGUUCUUUGCAGUUCGUGGCUGUUGCUAGCUUUUUGGCGGGCACGAUCUGGUGGUAGCUCGAGUGCCGAUUUCUGACUCGGAACUUCUCUCGACGUACAAAUGGGCGAUAAAGACGGAGAAACGUUUGACGAUGCAGUAGAAGAGCGUGUCAUUAACGAGGAGUACAAGAUAUGGAAGAAGAACACUCCGUUCCUGUAUGAUCUCGUUAUGACACAUGCCUUGGAGUGGCCUUCGUUGACGGCACAGUGGUUGCCGGACGUGACGAGACCCGAAGGCAAAGACUAUUCCGUACAUCGACUGAUCCUUGGAACUCACACCUCCGACGAGCAGAACCACCUUCUCAUCGCGAGCGUGCAGCUGCCAAACGAGGAUGCUCAGUUUGACGCGUCUCAUUACGAUAACGAAAAGGGAGAAUUUGGUGGCUUUGGAUCUGUCAGCGGGAAGAUCGAGAUCGAAAUCAAGAUCAAUCACGAGGGGGAAGUUAACAGGGCACGAUAUAUGCCACAGAAUCCUUGCGUCAUCGCGACCAAAACACCUUCCAGUGACGUGCUGGUCUUUGAUUAUACUAAACAUCCAAGUAAACCCGAUCCAAAUGGAGAGUGCCAUCCAGACCUUAGGCUACGAGGACAUCAGAAAGAAGGCUACGGUCUCUCCUGGAAUCCAAAUCUAAACGGUUACUUACUGAGUGCAUCGGAUGACCAUACGAUUUGCCUUUGGGACAUUAAUGCCACGCCAAAGGAGAAUCGAGUUAUCGAUGCUAAGACCAUCUUUACGGGCCACACUGCUGUUGUAGAAGACGUCGCUUGGCAUUUGCUUCACGAAUCUCUCUUCGGUUCCGUUGCCGAUGACCAGAAACUCAUGAUUUGGGACACAAGAUGUAACAAUACUAGUAAACCGAGUCACACCGUCGAUGCUCACACUGCGGAGGUUAACUGUCUAAGUUUCAAUCCUUACUCCGAGUUCAUUCUCGCAACUGGCAGUGCUGACAAGACUGUAGCUCUCUGGGACCUGAGGAAUUUAAAAUUAAAGUUGCACUCGUUCGAGUCUCACAAGGAUGAGAUCUUCCAGGUGCAAUGGUCUCCGCACAACGAAACUAUAUUAGCUAGCAGUGGCACCGAUAGGCGUUUGCAUGUCUGGGAUCUUAGCAAGAUCGGAGAGGAGCAGUCCAGCGAGGAUGCUGAAGAUGGACCUCCUGAAUUAUUGUUCAUCCACGGAGGUCACACCGCGAAAAUUAGUGAUUUCUCAUGGAACCCCAACGAACCAUGGGUUAUAUGCUCAGUCUCGGAAGACAAUAUAAUGCAAGUUUGGCAGAUGGCGGAGAACAUUUACAACGACGAGGAGCCGGACACACCGGCCAGUGAGCUCGAAGCCGGAGCUUCAUAGAUAGCGAACUUAAUUUAUUAAGAACUUCAAUUCUGGGAUUUGUUAAGCGAUCGUUCAGACGUCAGUCGAGAAAGAGAGUAUUCAAAUUUCCACCCGUCGCGUCUCCGCGUCGCCACCGAUGAGCCGUCACCGUCGACGGAAAAUGUAUUAUCUUCAUUUAACUGCUAUUUCUUUAAAGUAAAACUUUUCCGAAACUUGUUCCAGUAUCGUCUAUACUUAACUGUUACGUAUAAACCCGAAACAGAUGUGCAUCUGUAAAAAUUUUAUAUAAAUACAGGCGGCAGUUAUGUGUAACUA
Orussus abietinus is the source of this 1718-nucleotide messenger RNA. It is a transcript of the gene Caf1-55, whose product is annotated as probable histone-binding protein Caf1. The record is from RefSeq and is a predicted model, not a curated record. Gene Ontology annotation, molecular function: histone binding. NCBI's taxonomy places the organism in Eukaryota, Metazoa, Arthropoda, Insecta, Hymenoptera, Orussidae. The coding region runs from base 138 to 1421 and encodes 427 amino acids. Gene Ontology annotation, cellular component: nucleus; NuRD complex; ESC/E(Z) complex. The transcript is spliced from 5 exons. Gene Ontology annotation, biological process: regulation of gene expression.